AUGCAGCAACUUGCUGAAACACUCAUCAUGGAGCAGCAUGUGGAGGCGUUGUCGCUGCCAGAAGUGGAGUUGGAUGAUGAGGGCCUUAUUACGCUCUUUACACUCAUAACACGACGUGAUCACUUGGGUUCACCAAAUACCAAUUGGGAAACGUGCGACAACGAAAACCAGGCGUUACAGGAAUCAGGCCCCGCAGCAGCUUCUGAAGCCGCUCCUAAUGAUGCACAGACGGAAAAUAAAGAAUCGGCGUCGCCGGAAGCAGGCGCUGCAUUAACGCCAGUCGGUAAAUCAUCCCCAACUAAGACCUUGUGGUUUGGAGUGCGCUGUCUAGACCUCAGCCGAUGCAAGGUAACCGACCCCACGAAUGUAUUCAGUUUGUUUCGUUGCCCGGUACUUGAAGUUCUCGUGCUACCUCCUAGUAACCAGUUGGGUGAUGUUCACCUGCGUGGUAUUCUAGAAGGGUGUCCCCACCUGCACACGAUCGAUAUUUCGGGUAACACAGCGUUGACUACUGCAUGCGUAAAGUACAUUGGCCGACACAGCACCAUUAAAGUGCUCCGCCUUGAGAACUGCCCCGGAAUCGACCAAUUGGAUUUGCCCAACGUUGAGGUGCUUUUCUCCUCCCUUUCCUACGUCAUAAAACUCCAUGCCCCUGAGCUUCGUCGGUUGCCUGUGCCGGUUGUCCAUUCUCGCGUUUUGUUUAACUUUAAGGCUCCAAGAUUGCGGGAGAUCACACUGAAGGGAAUUGUUGUGGACCGUGGUACACUUGACUCCUUAAAGGAAACCGCGGGGGAGGAUAGUGCUUGUGAGCCGAAGCUUGCCCGAAGUGUUCUCUCCUCGUGUGAUAAGUCCGCGUACUCGGACGGACAGAAACAGAGCACUGCGGCAACAAUGCAGCUCCUUUGUGCCGGUUUCAUAGAUUGCACGUUUACUGCUGAAAGUGAAGUGAGAGAGUUCACCAAGAAACAAAAAGCACUGUUGCGGUUCAGUCUUCACGGUUGCAAGGGCGUCGUAGAUGCAAACCUUACGCGCCUUCCUGCUACGUUAAUGGACCUUGAUGUAAGUGACGCUGCACGAUUGACUAACAGAGGCUUAGAAAUAAUUGCCACCACGCUACCACAGCUCAUACGACUGAACCUCAAGAACGCUGGCCCACAGAUCAGUAACGAGGGAAUACGACUUCUGCGCGGACUUGUCAAUCUGGAAGUGCUGAAUCUGCUUCGCCUACCGCAAAUUCUGCCGGAGGUGGUAUCUGCCGUUGCGAACGACCUUCCUUGGUUGCGCAAGUUAUACCACGAGACGGCCGUGGUGGGACCACGUAGUGUGGUGGCAGCAACUUCCGCACCCGUGCAUCUCGACGUGUUGAGAGAAGAUGAUGAAGAUACGACACGAAACGCUGUCGGAGAGUGUGCGAAGGAGUUGCUACAACUGCGCAAUGAAACCGCACUCGCGUUUUGGAUGGAUGCACAACUUCCGAAACCCACGUCACUUAUCCCACCGCGUACUGCAGCAGCGGACAGCAUCGAUUUGAAUGCGCCAAACCCGCCGCUAACAGCAAACACAACAUUUUACGAAGCGGCCUGUCGUAAACUUUCGAGGAGCGGCAACGGAAGUGCAUUUGGCUCUCAAAGGCGGGCAAUCACUCCUCGCAACGCAGACGCUGCUGCUAACCAGAACGAGGAAAGCGAGAAGGUCAACGUAUUGGUGGUUAGUAGUGGAGACGACUCGCCUCUAAUGGCAUCAAUGUCAGGCGGUGUAGAGGGUGUGAAUGCAGACUGCGGUGAUGUAGAUGAUAAAUCCUUCUCUACCGCACCAGAUCAACUCAGGGCAAUGGAGAAUGCACUGGACGAAAAGAACAGACUAGUAAUAGAAAAAAAGCCCUUGGGUCCAUGGGAUGAGGAAGACCUUGUGGAGAAACACCGGAGGAUCGCCUGA
Messenger RNA from Trypanosoma brucei brucei TREU927, 1935 nucleotides. RefSeq lists its product as uncharacterized. The record is from RefSeq and is a predicted model, not a curated record. Gene Ontology annotation, cellular component: SCF ubiquitin ligase complex. The coding region runs from base 1 to 1935 and encodes 644 amino acids. Lineage: Eukaryota; Euglenozoa; Kinetoplastea; Trypanosomatida; Trypanosomatidae. The transcript has a single exon. Gene Ontology annotation, biological process: SCF-dependent proteasomal ubiquitin-dependent protein catabolic process.